ACCAGUAAAGCACACAGGGCUGCGGGAGUACAGAGGGGAAGAAGAGAGAGAGAGAGAACGAACGGAGAAAUAGAAGAGAGGGACAGGGAGGGAGUAGAGAAGACCGUGGAGCCCGCGGCACUGAUGGAACAACAGGAUAUAUAACCGUUCCCUGGACACCGUAUCCCAUGCCUCUCCUCUGUCGGGGCCUCGUCAUUGAUGGGCAACCACUUGGACCGUAUCACUCAUCUCAGCUACAGCGAGCUGCCAACCGGCGAUCCGUCCGGAGUGGAGAAAGAGGAGCUCAGGGUCGGCGUAGCUUACUUCUUCUCCGACGAAGAGGAAGAGGUGGACGACGGAGGAGGAGGAGGAGGAGGAGGAGGAGGUUACCCUUGCGCCAGCCAGGAGAGCCCCGGGCCGGUCAGUGAGCUGGAGUACUCCGCAUUCUGCUCACAGGAAUGCAUCUUCUCCAAGCUCCGCGAAAACCAGGACUUGAACGUGUACUCCACCAAAACAUUGCUCUCCAUGUGCAAGCCAGGGGACCUUGUGGAGCUAGUAUCCACAUCACAGGCACCUCACUGGGCUGUGUACGAGCUCAACGACCAGGUGAUACACCUACACGAGGGGGAGAUACGGAAGGACAGCCUGACUGAGAUAGGACGGGGCCGGCGUGGACGGAUAGUGAACAGCCGCUACCGGUUCCGGCCGCUGCCCGCCAACCUGGUUGUGCAGAACGCCACUGGGCACCUCGGCCUGAACAGCGGGGAGAUCUGCUGGACCAACUCGGAGAGCUUCGCCGCCUGGUGCCGUUUCGGGAAGCGGGAGUUUAAGAAGGGAGGCGAGGCACACUCGGCGGCGCAGCAGUACUUUCUCAAAGUGCACUUUGACGCCGGGACUCGGAGUGGACCCACGCUGGUGUUCCGUAGUCUGGAAGACAUGAUCUGGGAGCGCAGGCGUGUGGACGCCAACGGGAUUCUGAAAGAGAUGUCUUUAGGGGUCAACGGUGGGAAGGAGUGAUUGAUUUUGGAAUUCUAAUUAAAAUG
Oncorhynchus keta (chum salmon) is the source of this 1022-nucleotide messenger RNA. RefSeq names its product protein LRATD1-like. Bases 199 to 996 code for a protein of 265 amino acids. The record is from RefSeq and is a predicted model, not a curated record. NCBI's taxonomy places the organism in Eukaryota, Metazoa, Chordata, Actinopteri, Salmoniformes, Salmonidae. The transcript has 3 exons.